Arabidopsis arenosa is the source of this 887-nucleotide messenger RNA. The record is from the annotation of a GenBank genome assembly. Lineage: Eukaryota; Viridiplantae; Streptophyta; Magnoliopsida; Brassicales; Brassicaceae.
CCACUUGUUCGGAGAUCGAAGAUGGGAUUUUGUAGCGAAAGUUUCAGGUUUGAAGGUGGAGGGAGAAACAUAAGAAUAGGUUUAAACAGAACAGGAAAGAGUUGCAGGUUAAGGUGGGUUAAUUACCUGCAUCCUGGUCUCAAACGUGGUAAGAUGACUCCACAAGAAGAGCGUCUAGUCCUUGAGCUUCACGCCAAAUGGGGAAACAGAUGGUCAAAAAUCGCCCGUAAAUUACCGGGAAGAACGGAUAACGAGAUAAAGAAUUACUGGAGGACUCAUAUGAGGAAGAAGGCUCAAGAGAAGAAGCGACCUAUGUCUCCAACUUCCUCAUCUUCAAACUGCUGCUCAUCAUCUAUGACCACUACUACUACUCAAGACACUGGCGGCUCCAAUGGGAAAAUGAAUCAAGAAUGCGAAGACGGAUAUUACUCGAUGGAUGACAUAUGGAGAGAGAUUGAUCAGUCUGGAGCAAACGUUAUUAAACCGGUAAAAGAUAUCUACUACUCAGAGCAAAGCUGUUACUUGAAUUUCCCUCCUCUGGCUUCUCCAACAUGGGAAAGUUCCUUGGAAUCUAUAUGGAACAUGGAUGCAGAUGAAAGUAAGAUGUCUUCUUUUGCUAUUGAUCAAUUUCCUCUAAGUUUUGAACAUGGUAGAUCAUCGUGGUCGUCUUUAUAAGUCUAGGAUUUUAUUCAUUUGGAAUGUUUAUAUGUGCAGCAUAUAUAUGUUAUCAAACGACUAUAGUAGUUUUCCAUGACUUACAUCAGAAAAAAAGAUAUCCACUGUACUAAUCUCAUAUGUAGUCAUCAUCAUCCUAUGCCUUUGUUUCCUUCAAAUAUGUUAGUUUGUAGAGCGAGUGAAAAGAUGUGUAAUACAAGCCAGAACUCUAU